ACAAAAACUUAUAAUAGAACACAUAUAAAUAUCCCAAAAAGAAAUGUCAGCAAGAAAGUAACUCAUCCAUCAUCUGGAGUUUACACUUCACUAAAGUGUUAUAUCAAAUCUAACGAAUAUUUAGUAAGUUUUUCUUCAAAAUUUAACCUCAUUCUUUAUAAAAUAAGAACGUUAGGAGGAGAAAAUAUUGAAAAAUUUGGCGAUAUGAGUGGCGGUGAUAAUAAAGUU
This is a messenger RNA of Funneliformis mosseae, 228 nucleotides long. NCBI's taxonomy places the organism in Eukaryota, Fungi, Glomeromycota, Glomeromycetes, Glomerales, Glomeraceae. The record is from the annotation of a GenBank genome assembly.